GACGCAUCCUUGACCAAUGAGCGCUUGGGCAUGAAAAAGGCGCCAAGAACAGUUCACCCAAGUCGAAGAAAGAGAUGGCGACGGCGAUUCUGUAGCCGUGGCAGAUGGCGAGGGAGUGAGGGCUCCCCGGGCCCGGCAGGCCGGCCAUGGUGUCGCACAACCUCGCCUUCCUGGUGGACACGGCGACGUCGGAGCGCGACCUGAGCCCAGCCCUGGUGCGGCGGGCCGCGCUGCGGGUGCUGCUGCAUUCGGCCUGCCGCGCCGGCUUCCAGGACGUCCGCUGGGCUUUUAAACUCUUCGACUCGGCGGCCGCGCGUGGCCGCGUGUCCCGGGGCCACGGCUUCAGGGAGCUGCGGCUGGAGCACCUGGAGGAGCUGGAGGAGGCCCUGAGCCGGGGGUUGGGGCAGAGCCGGCGGCGGGGGACGGCGGCCGCCACUCAGACGGCGCUGAUCGAGGCCCUGUCUGACUACCCGUGGGACCGGCCCGACAUCACCUCCCCUGCCAAGUUGGGCCGCGGGUCAGCGGCCGAGGCCCCGCAGCCACGGCCUCGCAAUGUCCUCUUCCUCUUCGCCCCGUGCCCUCUCUCCCGGGCCGACCUGGGCAGGUUCCUGCAGCUCUCGGUCGCCGACAGCUGUCACCAACUGGCGGAGAAAAUCAUUCCGCCGCCGGCCCGGGCACUACUCUCCGGCCACAACAUCGCCCUGCAUUGGGUGGACACUCAGCCCUUGCAGCAGUUCGUUGGAGCUUCCGAUCAUGUUGGCUAUAGGUUAAUUUCAGAGGUGAUGCGAUUGGUUGGUGGGAGCUUAAUUCCAUUUGCUGCUUUAAUGGAGCUUUCACUUAAAGAUUCUUAUUUACCAUUUGAAAAAACUUCACUGGACUCUCAGCUCAGCCAGAAUGGAAAAUAUACCAAGGAAUGUGUAAAACAGUUGAAAACAGUGGAUGCUUUAUUCCCAUUUGAUUGCACCAUGAAUUAUUUUGUUAGCAUUGAUAGUUUCUAUCGAAAUACAUUUCCACUACAACAUGGAUUAGUGACUAUCGCACAAGGAGGGCAGAAGAUUUGCUGUCCUAUCACUUUGGAACCAAUUUCCUGUACUCAGGAAUAUCUGACCGAUUCAGUGAAUAUUAUUGUGAAAGGAGUUGUGAAGAAUUGGAAUCCAAAAAGAGGUGACUUGUCUACACAUUCUUGGGUCUUACAGCAAAGUGAACAGAAAAAAACUAAAGAUAGCAGUCUCCUUCAACGACUUCUGCAGAAAAUGGCUUACAGUGAAUUGCACAUGGUUGCUGAUAUAGAGAUGACUAAUGAUUGCCUGCCCACAUGUACAGGAAUACUGUCUCCCUUGCAUCAUAGUACUGCAAUUGUCACACUAAUUCGGGCACAGUCACCAGAGUUUGAGGAGCUUCUCUUGCAGGCAGGCAUAACAGAAGAGAACCACGAAAUGUCCUCUGAACUCUCACACAUUGUGGACAAAGCACUGAGCCUCAUUUCUGACAGUCCUGAAGAAUGUUUGACAAGUUCAGAAGAUAUUACUGUUCCAGACUGGGUGCACUUGGAGUUGUCGGAGACCUCCCACCAAAAUAUUUCCUUUGUUGAAGGGUGGUUUCCAUUAUCUGAAUUAUCAGGAGCAAGCUCCACUCUAAUGAAAUCAUUCAGAUCGAUUGAAGCCAUGGAUAACAAAGAGAAUGUAGACUCUGAACUUGCUCUAACUGGUCAUUUAGCUGAGUUUUACCAGAAGAAAUCUGCAGGUGAAGCUGGAGCAAAUAUAGAGCGUAAAGAUAAAAGAAGAAGAUGUGGUCCGCGAACUCCCAUCCGACAAAAGAUGAAAUCCAUGAGUCGCUCUCUCCAGAUGUUGAAUGUUGCUCGACUAAAUGUGAAAGCUCAGAAAAGUCAAACAGAUGGGGCACAAGCACCUUCUGGAGGAUUAUCCACCAAUCAAUCCAAAACACGUUCGGGGGACAAACGGAAAAAUAAAAAAGCGAGAAAGGAAAUUGCAGAUUUUAAAAGUAGUGAGGAGAUGGUAUCUAGCCUGAAAACGACUUACCAGAAAUGUGUUUUGGAAGAAGAACUGUCCCAGUUCAAUUUCAUAAAAAAUGCUGUCACUAUUAUUAAGAUGUAUCUAGAAUCUGGUAAUGCUGAAGAUCUUGAGGCAUCAAGCAUAAAUCUGAUCCAGACACAGCUACUGAAAAGCAGUAAAUCAAUUCGACAGCACUAUGGAAACCAGGAAGAUAAGGAAUUUAAAGUCAGAGACUGCCAACUUCAGGUCCUGCUGCGGUUGGAGAUGUGCCAGCAGUUUCCAUCACUACAAAGUGACGGUGAGCAGUUGGAACAGCUAGUGGAAGAAAUGACAAAUCUCCUGCGCAUUAUUUCUUUAACAAAAGAUACCACAUUCCUCACAACGUUUCUGGAGGAGGAAAUUUUAAAUACAUAUUUGCUCACGUUGCCAAAGAUAUUGGGGGAGUUGUAUUUCGGAUUAGGGCAGAAUGUUCCAGCACGUCUCGCCUCACGGCUUCCUGCUGAUUUCUUCAGUGAUGAAUCUAUGAGUCAAGAUCCCGAGUCUGCCGGUAGCUCCCAGCCUACCUCACUGGCUCCAACUAGCAGCUGUGCAGACUUUGAAGGAGAACAGCUGGAAGAACUGCGUACCAGGUCUUGUAGGAAAAGAAGGAAACUUCUAAUGGCUAGACAUCGGAGUUUGUCAGAAGUAUCCCAUAAUCUACGGCAAAUCCAAUUGCCAAAGAAGUCUGUAAAACAGGAGAAUGUACAGUCUCAUCUGUCCUUGGCUAUUGAGCAACCAACGCAGCUUCAGUCUUCGUCACAAAAAGAAGUGCAAGAGGUUACAAAAGUGAGAAGAAACCUUUUCAAUCAUGAAAUGUUGUCUCCGAGGAAAAAAUCAAAGAUGCCAAGAAGCCAGUCUUUGUCAGUUGAUAAGGGAGUGAAGCAAUUACACAAUGAAGAAAAUACCACUAAAAGUAAUCGGAAGUUGCUAACCAAGAAGGUGACUGAGACACCACUUCACAAGCAGGUAUCACAGAGGCUUCUGCGUAAACAGAUUCAAGGAAGAUGUUCAGAGUCCAAUUUUGAUGUUGGUUUUGUGGAGGAAUCUCCAGAGAAAGCAUUGUCUGACAGCUCAUGUCUGAGGAGGAGCCCACGCAUCAGGAAAGCAUCUCUUACCCGGAGACAUUCUAGCUCAUUCUAUUCUUAUUCUCGCCCAAUGUCUCGGAGUCUGGAGCGAAUCCAAUCAUUGUCACAAAAAGCAAAAGGAGCAGACAAAGAAGCUAUCCAGUCUCCAAAUCGUCUUCUCUUUGGUGCUGUGCUUGGGCAUGUCAGUCCUAAGGGCAAAAGAAUUCAUUCACCUGAGGGAUUAUUGGCUCAGGAUCUAAAAUCUUGUCCGAAGCUGAGCUCGCCUGACAAGACCAGAGCUGCGCAGAAAACAGUGCCAGCUCGUCAUUAUUUAACACCAAGGAAGAGAGCAAAAAAUGUCAAAAGCCCGUCCAAGCGACUAAAUUUUGCCAAAGAAUCUUCACCCUGGAAUAUAGCAACAGAUUCGCAGUUUCAAUCACCAAGACGAAGUGAACGUUUGGUUAAAGCAACUCAUGCAGAAGAUAAUUCACCUUCAAAAACAGAAAGUGAAUCCUCUUUUAAAUUGUCUUCCACUGUCCAGCUGAAGCUGUCAUCUUACAAGGAUCAUUCACCAGCCAAACAGUCUUCUCUUUGCAGAAACUCAACUGCAGACUUUGGUUCCCAAGUGAAAACACCAAUUAAAGAAGCAUCUCCGUUGAACAGUUCAGUAAUAGAGUUAAAAAAGCUGUCUCCAUCUGGUUUGAUUGAUUCCUUGUCAAAAGAUAAACAAUCAAGGCUCAGUACAUCAGGGAAACUAAAAUUAAGCAGGUCAAAAUUUGAUGAACUAUUGAUUUCUCACACAUCAGUGAAAUCUUUUGUUUCUCCCCAAAAAUUAUGCUUAUCAGAGUCUACAAAAGAUGGUGAAAGAGUACAUGAUUUAAGCUCACCAGAUAAAAAUGUCUGUUUGCAAUCAAAUCCAAGCACCCCUUCUACACCAAGGAAUAUCAGUGAAGCCAGUCUUGAAACACUACUUAAAACUCCAGUCAUGACCAGAUCUAUGCGUAGUCUGCAUACACCAGCCAAAUUUAAUGAGAGUCCAGGGCAAACAAGAGUUGAAUUUUGUGCUACUCCUUCAAAAUCUCAAUUGAAGACACCAUCUAAAUCUGUAACACCUCCUAAAAGCCCGGUAAAGACACGGUCAAUGUUUAACAAAACACCAGCAAAACCUCAAGCAAAGCUGCCACCAAAAUAUUCAAUGUCGCCUCAAAGCCCAAUGAGGUUUAACAUAGAAUCUCAACCUGAUGUGCAUAACUUAUUUGAAGCCCCAGCAAUAUUGGAUGCAUCAAUUAAAUUGGUUUCUGAAGUGGAAGCAAGUAUAGCAUCAAUGAAAAUUCCACCAAAACAUGGCACUUCCAUGCCCAGAUUAAACCAAGUUUUUGAAACUCCAGAAAAACACAAGAGGACAAUUUAUAAUGCAAGGGAGAACUCCCUGAAAAACAAGAUAUCUGGGAAAUUAAAGUCCAGUAUAUGUGAGAGUGAGAAACAAGAAAACAUUAGUAUUCCUAAAACAACUGAAAGCUUUGCUGCCAGCCAAACAGUUUCUGGCAGUUGGUCAGAAACAGUUUGUGAUAGCUUGCAGAAUCUUAAAGAAGACUUUUAUAAACCUGUUGGAGCUUCCUCAUGUCCUUCUCAAAGCACGACUUUUGAACAUGUUCCCGGUGUCGUUUUGAUAUCAGAGAAACCAGAUUUGUCUCCUUUGGUGAGUAGAGUUGAUUCUAGUUCAAAUGGCUUGCAAACAGAACAAAAUGGUGACAUAUCUCAAGGUUACCAUUUACCACAGGAAGGCUCUGACUUAAGAAUGAAAUUUGCUUGGCAGAGCAACUCGUCUAAUUCCAGUGUUGUUACUUGUGUUGCCCCAACUAAGUCACCCCUCCAUCAAAAGGAAUCUAUGUCAUAUGAGUUCCGCUGGACUCCGGAUAGGAGACAGAGACUUGCGGCAGCACAGCAACAGCAGAUGCUUGAAGUUCCAAGGGAAGUAUCAACUCUGAGUACUUGGGAUCGGCCGUCAAUGCCAACCUAUGAGGUUGAGUUGGAAAUGCAAGAUUCUGGACUUCCCAAACUCCGAUUCAGGAGGACCAAUUCCAGUGUGGGAAUUGGUCCAAAGCUGAAGAAAUGUACCACAGAAUGCAAUAAUAGUCCUCCUUCAGUUAGUUUAAAGAGAAGUGGAUGUGAAAGCCCAGUAAGCGAGGUGCAUACACAGUGGUGCGUCAAACAUUUGGGAAAAACUGAAGCAGGCCAAAUUUCCCCAUCGCUUUGUUUCCAUGCUUCUCUCAGUACUCCAGCAAAGGCUACACCCAGAAAAGGUGGUGUGCAGACUUAUAUCUGUCAAUCCUAUACUCCAACCCAAUGCUCCUCUAACACAUCCUCGCCCUCACAGACAGAUUUGGGAGCUGUUCCUUGGACUCCUUCACCCACACACAAGCUUUGGCCCUCCCAAACACCAGAUGCUAUUAAAAACUGGCCAAGAAAAAAGAAGGCAGCCACCACCCCACUCAAUCAAAAGAAUCAGAAGAAGGGUGAACCUAUCAUCAUGCAAAAAGAUGGGAGCACUUCUACUGAACACCAUAGUAACAAAACUCUGCCUUCAGAAGAGUUGGGUAUGGAAGGAGUGAGCAGGUUACAAGAUCAAUACCCUAAUGUGGAACGGGACCAAAGAUUUCCAGAUAGUCCAGUGACAAAAUUUGCCCUUCAUUCCAGAAAACGUGGGAAUAGUUUUAUCACUCCUGUUGCAACAGAAGGAAGGGAAGUUAAAAAGCACAAAGAGACAAAUUUUACUGGAACUUCAGAAUCGGGAUUUACAUCAGUAGAGUUGCAAAUGAAACCGUCUUCAUCUAGAUCUUUUGCUCCUAUUCAAAAAGAUAGAUUGCACUGUUCAGUUGAGGAUGAUGUCUUCAGUAAUCCAGCUGAAACAUCACCAAGUCGUAGAGUUAGAUCAGGUCUGUCUGCCAGUGGCCUGCUCACACUCACUCAAUCACCUUUGUUGUGUGCUGGAAGAACACCAGCGAAGAAAAGAGGUGGUACCAGAGGUACUGUGCAAACAGACAACUCCCCUUGCAAGAAAUUCGCUGGUGACAUGGAUCAAGAUUAUUCUCCUUUCGCUAAAAUGCCAGUUCGCCGAUGCAUUACAAAGACCUACUCCAGAAAAAAACUUGCUACUUCACUAGAACCAUCUUAGUCAUGGUGUCAACCCCUCAUAGUUUUGUUUUCUUUUCUCUGGGGAAAUGUUGCACAGUGGUGUGGUCCUCUUGAAAGUUGUAAUUGCUUGUAGUGAUAACAGUGGAUUGGAUAAAGUAGUUCAAAUGGCGUGAACUCGGAACAUUGCACUAGCUUUAAGUAAGCUUAGUCACAUAGUAGGUUUGACAAAUUGAUCACGUUGUAUUUGAAACCCCACCCCUUAAGUGUCAGUGUAUACUUGAGCCACAACCAUGUGGACUAAAUAAAGGUAAAGUCUGAGUGCCCACAGUGGGGCAUUUGCUAGGUCUUCUUCACAAGACUGGACCAAAUGGAAAGGGUUAACUUUCUGUUAACUUAAAUUUACACACUGCAAAGUGUUGGCUCAAUUACCACUUUUUAAUGUUUGAAUAGUUAAGGAAGGCAAUAGUAAACCUAGUUGUCAUUUAUAUACAACCAAUGAUUUUAAAUUCUUUGCAAAUUACAUUAUUUUAAUUAAGGGGAACAAUUUAAUAUAGCCAAUUUUAAAUUCUCCAGGCUUUCUUUAUCUUUAACAGCAUUUGUGACAUCAUGAAAUGUUUAAAAGAAGCUACGGUGAAUUUCCAGUGACUUUUAAGAGUGCUACCCAGCAGUGUGAGAAGAAAACAGAUUUUUGAAUCACAUGCUUCUGCCCCUUGCACUGCAGUGAAUAGCCUGUGCAAGCCUGCAGUUUUGGAAUUCAUCAGAUCUUGGGCUCCUCUCAGUGGUUCAGUCCUCGAUUAUCUGUCUUUUUAAAAAGUUCAUUUGCACCCGUUUUAAAAUUUGGAAUUCUGAAUAUGCUCACAGAACAUUUUAUUGUGGAGCACCCAAGUUAUAUUUUGUACUUUUAAACUUAAAUACAAUUUUAUCUUUUCAAGCGUGUCACAUUUUAAAUUCAAAUUGAUUUUUGUGGAGUAAUAAUACUUGUAUUUCUUUUAAGUUAUCUCGUUGAUAAUUACAAUAGAAGAGAAAUGAGCUAGACACAUGCUGAAUGCAGAUGUAUGUUAUGCAUAAGCUUUCUAUUUAUGAACUAAUUUUGGGAAAGUGUAAAUACUGUAAAGUGCUUUUAAAUGAAAGCUAUUAUAAGUUUUGUAAAGUUAGUGAUAAAUUCAUUGUUUUACAAUGUGUAAAAUUGAGUGCAGUUUGUACAUACAUGUUACUGCAUGUGGAAAAUGCAUUAAAGACAAUUGAGCCUUG
Molecule: messenger RNA, 7501 nt
Organism: Hypanus sabinus (Atlantic stingray)
Lineage: Eukaryota; Metazoa; Chordata; Chondrichthyes; Myliobatiformes; Dasyatidae
Gene: ticrr
Product: TopBP1-interacting, checkpoint, and replication regulator
Exons: 22
Coding region: 147-6290 (2047 amino acids)
Biological process (GO): regulation of DNA-templated DNA replication initiation; DNA replication; mitotic G2 DNA damage checkpoint signaling
Cellular component (GO): nucleus
Molecular function (GO): chromatin binding
Source: RefSeq, a predicted model, not a curated record